AUGACUUCCAAUUCUUAUAAAGACCUUGCUCGUAUUAAUAAAAAGAUACUUCUAAGCGAAUAUAAUUCUGAUGUUAUAAUUUACGUCGAUGAAGGAGAGAACUCAAAAGAAUUUUUUGCGCAUUCAACUAUUUUGAUUGCACGUUCUCCUUAUUUUGAAACCGCCUUUUCUAAUGACAACAUUGAAAAAGCUGGUGAUUUCUAUAUGUUUGAUUUUCAAACUAUUCCUUCAAAUACUUUUAAAAUCAUCUUAAGAUAUUUAUACACUGCGGAAAUUGUUUUAGAUGAACUAAGCGGUGUCGAAUUCUUACAUCUUCGCAUAGCGGCUGAUAAAUUUCUUCCUGAAAAAGUUAUUGAAAAUUUGCAAUCAUUUAUGGAUCAAAAGCUAGAAGAAUUUAUACAACAUGAUGCUGUUGGCAUGCUUCAGGAAGUUUUUAAACAUAAUAAUAGUAUAUGUAAUCCAUUACGUGAUUCUUGUCUUGGUCUUAUUUGUAGACAUCCGAAUGCCUUAUUUGAACAUCCAAAUUUUACUCAAUUGGACGAAACUCUUUUAAUAAUUGUUUUGCAACAAAAUGAUCUUGGUAAAUUAAAUGAAAUUACUAUUUUAACUUAUUUAGUCAAAUGGGGGAUGGCUCGAAUAUUAACUGCUACUACUCAAGAUAUAACAAAUUUGAAAAAAUCUGAUUAUAUUGAAUUGCAAAAAAUUAUCAGAGAUUGUGUUCCUCUUAUUCGUUGGUUUCAAAUUCCAAUAACUGAACUUCGGAAAAAUUUAUCGUGGAUUGAAAAAUUAUUACCUUCAACCCUAUAUUUAGAUAUCGUAAAUUAUCAUUUUGACAAUACUGUUCCAGGUGAAACUGUUAAAUUUUUGCCACUAAGAAAUGUGCCACCUAAAGAUAGUCAAGAAAUUCCUAAAAAAUCUCUUAAAAGAAGGGUUUCUCUUUAUGAGGAUCUUGCUCAUGAUAAUGAAAGAUUACUUCAAAGUGGAAAAAGUUAUGAUGUUAUUAUUUAUGCUGGUGAAGGAGAUAAUUCCAAGGAGUUUCAUGCACAUUCUCUUAUAUUAAGUUUGCAAUCCCCUUAUUUUGAAGCCGCUUUUUUGGACGAAAAUACGAUGAAACAAGGAAAUAUUUUUGUUUUUACAAAACAACAUAUCCCAGCAAGUAUUUUUGAAACUAUUUUAAGAUAUUUAUAUACGUCGGAAAUUUUUCCAGAUAAACUAAAUGGCGUUGAAAUAUUGCACCUUUUGGUAACAGCUGACGAAUUACAACUUCAAAAUCUUGUUGAUAAUUUUCAAUCUUUUAUGAAUCAAAAACUUGAAGAAAUUAUGCGAGAAGAUAUUAUUUCCAUUUUUGAUAUGAUCUUUAAACAUAAUAACAGGAUAUAUGAAUCGCUGCGCGAUCAUUGCCUUUAUUAUAUUUGUAUGAAUCCAGGUUUAUUGUUUGAUGAUCCAAAAUUUAUUCAUUUAGAUAGAUAUUUAUUAAAAAUUACGUUACAAAGAGAUGAUCUUGGCAACAUAAGUGAAGAUGAUAUUUGGAAUAAUUUAAUCAAGUGGGGAAUUACUCAAGCAUCUGAUAUUCUUCAAAGUAAAAAUAUCAAUGAUUGGAUAGAAUCUGAUUACGUUGCUUUUAAAGAGACUAUUCAUGAAUUUAUUCCUUUAAUUCAUUGGUUUCAAAUCUCGUCUACAAGAUUUAAACAAAAUUUAUUAUUUUUCGAAAAGAUUUUAACUAAUGAUUUAUACAAUGAUGUUUUACAUUAUCAUCUUAAUUCUAUCAUACCAAACAGAACAUUUAGAACAUUUCCACCCAGAUAUGCUCCUUCUAAUCAUUUAGUGUUUGUUAAAUCGCAAUGCUUUAAUAUUAUUGCGAAUUGGAUUAAUUUGUGUACUGUUGAAAAAACUCUUGAGACUAAACGGAAAAGGCAAUCAUUCAUGGAAAAAAUAUUACACAUUCAUGAUAAGUCAAGUGUGAAGCCUGAAGAAUCCAAACGGGAAAGCACUAUUCCUCAAAAUUACUUGAACUUUGACAAUUAUCAAUCUGGUAUUCAUAAUCUUGAUAAUGAUACCUACUAUUUCAAUCUUCUCUAUUGUGCUAAAAGAGAUGGAUAUGAAGCAGAAAAAUUUCAUAAAUUAUGUGAUAAAAAAGGAUCAACUGUUACGAUAGUAAAAAUUAAAGGAACAGAUAUGAUAUUUGGUGGUUAUAAUCAUUUAAGUUGGGAACCUUAUGAACCUAGAGAUCAUAUUACUAUGGCUUAUUACGCAAAAUCUGAUAAAAAUUUUUUAUUUUGUUUCGAAAAUACUGAUGAUUUAAGUCGGUCAAUUCUUGCACGUGUUAAAAAGGACUCUUAUGCAGUUGAAUAUAGUUCUUUAAAUGGUCCAAUUUUUGGUCAUUCUGAUUAUAAAGAAGGUUAUGAUAUAAGAUUAUGA
Molecule: messenger RNA, 2418 nt
Organism: Cetraspora pellucida
Lineage: Eukaryota; Fungi; Glomeromycota; Glomeromycetes; Diversisporales; Gigasporaceae
Source: the annotation of a GenBank genome assembly